Messenger RNA from Gossypium arboreum, 2351 nucleotides. RefSeq names its product protein REPRESSOR OF SILENCING 3. Gene Ontology annotation, molecular function: RNA binding. Lineage: Eukaryota; Viridiplantae; Streptophyta; Magnoliopsida; Malvales; Malvaceae. Bases 95 to 2167 code for a protein of 690 amino acids. Gene Ontology annotation, cellular component: nucleus. The transcript has 5 exons. The record is from RefSeq and is a predicted model, not a curated record.
AGAGCCCAAACCCGAAAGGUUCCAAAAUACCCAAAAGUAAGUCCUUUACUCCUUAGUAAGGCAAAACCGUGAAAUAGAAUCACAGAGACCGGCAAUGGCGGCCGAUCCCACAGCCACAACUAGGACAAGAAUACAUGUUGGAGGUUUGGGGCAAAGCGUUAACAGCGAUGAUCUGCGGAAGAUAUUCUCCGCCGUGGGAACGGUGGAAGGAGUGGACAUCGUAAGGACCAAAGGUCGCAGUUUCGCAUACGUCGAUAUCCUCACAUCUACCUCAAACUCCAUCUCCAAGCUAUUUAGCACGUAUAAUGGGUGCGCUUGGAAAGGGGGCAAGUUGAAGCUUGAAAAGGCUAAAGAACACUUUCUUACUCGCCUGAAACGGGAAUGGGCUGAGGCAGAAGCUGAAGAUGAAGCUAAUGAAGGAAGCCAUCAAGCUAAGCCUUCUUCUUCAGAUAGCAACAAUAGCAAAAACAAAGUUCAGGUUUCUCAAAACAACCAGCUUCGGAUCUUCUUUCCUAGAUUAUCAAAGAUAAAAUCGUUGCCAUUUAGUGGGACUGGAAAGCAUAGAUACAGUUUCCAACGUGUUGAAGCCCCUGCUUUUCCUCUACAUUUUUGUGAUUGUGUGGAGCACUCUGGUCGUUUCAAUGCUGUGAAACAAAAAGAAGUUCGACAUCAUGAGGAAAUAAAUGAUGGCAUGAAUGAGGAAGAGCUUAGCUUGAUGAGCUCAGUAAUGAACAAGCUUUUUGAGAGGGAAAAUAUUUCCAACACUAGCAGGUCCGCCAUAGUAAAGGAAGGAGACAAUUUCAUUGAACCAGUUGAGGAUUCACCCUCCAAUGAGGAGGAAAAUGAUGACGACGAUGAUGAUCUCAUAAUUAAUGUCGUUUCUAAUGCAAAAAAACGAACAGCUAUGUCUGGGAUCAGAGAGUCGAAAAAAGUCUCCACUGAGACACAGAAAACUAGACUUAGUGAAAACAAAGUUUCGAAGGAUGGAGCAAUUCCGAGUGCAAGCAAGUUGCAGAAAAAGAAUGCUGUGCAUGCUGAAAAGAAGAGGAAACCGAACAGAGAUGAUAAACAUGAAAUCCCUUCUCUUUCAUCUCAACUGAGAAUGAAUUCGCAGUGUGAUGAGAUUGAAGCAGGUUUUGAGGAGGAUGAUGAAACUGAUGAUGACCUCGUAGUUAAUGUGGCGUCAACGGAAAACAAAAGGAAGGCUUUGUCAGGAAGCACAAAGCGUGCUAAGGUAUCACCAAAACAGAAUUUUAAACUGAGUGAGACACAAUCAAAUGAGAAUGAGUGCGAAGAGAAGAAAGAUCGUUUACUUCCUAGAAAGAAGAUGAAACUAAUUUCUACCAAAGAAAGGGAUGGAAAUGAAGCUGUCUCCACUGUACCUGCUGAGAAGGGACCCCUCAUUGCUCAAAUGACUGAACAAGAUUGUAGUCUCAAACCGUCGAGUACUAGUUGUUUGUGGUCUCAAAAGUCUUCAUGGAAGGCACUUGUUGGAGGUAGAGGCGACAGUGCAUUCAGUCUCUCCAAUAUUCUUCAAAAUGCUGAUACCACUGAGGAACAACACGUUUUUGAUGAUCCCAAAGUGGACAACACUCUUGAUAGCAAGAAUGACAAGUUGUCAACACCUGAGAACUCGGAAGGGAUGUCAGACAAAAUGGAAAUAGCGAAUGCGAUUGCAGAAGCCCAGUCAAAUAAACCUAGCAUGACUUCAAGUAAUACAGGAAGAGGUUCUUCAUGGCUCCACAAGUCUUCAUGGAUUCAAUUGGUAAGUGAUAAGAGCAAUUCCUUUAGUAUCUCACAAAUUUUGCCUGGCACUACUACUUCACAAGAGCUUGCAAAGCCCACUGGUGAGGAUGUGGUGCAGUCUGCUGAUGGAAAUUAUACCAACGAAAUGGACCGAUUUACGACUGAACGUGUUGGAAAAGGAAACUUUGUUGAGAGUAUUCCGGAAACCAACCCUCAAACUCUUGAGGGCAGUAACGAUACUUCUCUCCCAGCUGUUGAGAAUAUAAGCAACUUUGAACCAGUCAAAGGUUUUGCUGUAGAUACUAGCACAGUGGGGACAUGUUCAUUUAUGAGAAGCUCUACUUCAUUGAAAGAAUGGGCUAAAACUAAGGCUGCCCUAAAAGGGUCACGGAAGAAGAAAACAAAAGGCGAUUCAAUAUAGUAGCAUUGAGGUAUGUUGUUCGGAUUUAAGUCUCAUUGAUGAAUACAUGUAUGCUUGGAUUUUUUUUAAGUUUUUUCAUGUAUUUGGAGGAUCCUUGAAGGGUCAAAAUUUCAUACUCAGAUAUGGAUUUUGAAAGAAAAAAAUGAAUAGUCGGAACAACAUAGGUGCUGUGGUUCUAGUGAAA